AUGCUAAGGAUAAGAGCGAAGGUUAGGAGAGCUUGUGAGGAAAUCUCCGAUAAUAGAGAGUUCUUCCUGACGCUGGCGGCUUCAAUUGUAUUUUUAUUUGUACUUUUAACUAAAGUUUUCGUCAAGGGGGUUGUUUUCCCCAUAGAAACUUCAGACAAGUACAUUGGUUCUGAUAGGGAUAAGCCAUUUUACGAAGGAUGUGUGGACACUAUGCAAUAUUUGAAGGAUCCUGCUUAUACAAAGAUGAACGCGACAUUUGUCAUGUUGACCAGAAAUGAAGAAAUCGACGGAGUUUUGCAUAGUGUAAACAGUUUAGAAUCACGUUUCAAUCAAUGGUUCCAUUAUCCCUACGUAUUCCUAAAUGACGUUCCCUUUAGUGAAGAGUUCAAGAGAGAAAUUAAAAAUGCUGUAAGUGGAGAAGUACAAUUUGGUCUUGUUGAUAAAUAUAUGUGGCAAAUUCCAGAGGAAACGAGUGAUCCAAGGGCAUUUAAAAAUGCGAUAGAUACUCAGGGUGAUAGAGGGUUUCUUUACGGUGGGUCUGCAUCUUACCAUCGUAUGUGUCGAUUUUAUUCAGGUUCGUUCUAUAGGCAUCCAUUAGUGCAGCGUCACGAGUGGUAUUGGAGGGUAGAGCCUGAAGUUGAUUUUUACUGUGAUAUUACUUAUGAUCCAUUUUUCGAAAUGGCUAGACAUAACAAGAAAUAUGGGUUUAACAUUUUGAUCGAAGAAAUCUAUGCUACCGUCCCCAAUUUGUUCCGUUAUACAAUGGCAUUCAUCAAAAAAUAUAGAAUAAAAACGAAGACACUUUGGAAAUUAUUUUCUAUGAACCACUACAUUUUGAAGACGUCAAAUCAAGAAUUACAGGAUUGGGUUAAUUUUUACAGGGAUGUAGAGCCAAAGCUAGUUGAAAAACUUAUCAUUGAAGAUUUUUUGAAAGGUGAAGAUCCAGAAGAUAGUAUUGGUUUGAAUUUCUUGAUUAGAAGAUCAAAAUCAUCAACUCCCAUUGUAGAGGAUAAAUUUGAAAAUGAGGAGUACAACUUGAUUCACUUCUGGUCAAAUUUUGAAAUUGCUCGUGUCGAUACUUUUGAUAAUCCAAUUUAUAAUGCAUAUUUUGAGUAUUUGGAUAAAAUGGGUGGUUUUUGGAGAGAACGUUGGGGUGAUGCUCCUGUACAUUCCUUAGGACUUGGUUUAACUAUGAAUGUAGAAGAUAUCCAUUAUUUUAGAGACAUUGGUUAUCAACAUAGUGUCAUGGCUCAUUGUCCAAAGAAUGCUCCUCAUAAACAAUUGGUUUAUAAAGAAGGCGAUCCUCGCCAUAAGCGUGGAUACUUUAAAAACUGGUAUGAUUCAACUUCUGAAAAUGGUUCUGGGUGCCGUUGUUCAUGCCCAAGUCAAAGGGAUACAGAAGAUAAAUCUUCGGAAUGUAUGGAUCGUUGGAAGAAUUUGCUAACGGCUGACGAUGCAGAACUAGAUGGUGGUCGUCAUUCUGGAUAUGUCGACACAAACAAAGUAGAAAGGAAGCUUAAACAAAAAUUAUUCCAAUCAGAUUAA
Messenger RNA from Zygosaccharomyces rouxii, 1545 nucleotides. Its product is annotated as glycosyltransferase family 15 protein. Gene Ontology annotation, molecular function: alpha-1,2-mannosyltransferase activity. Gene Ontology annotation, biological process: cell wall mannoprotein biosynthetic process; protein N-linked glycosylation. Gene Ontology annotation, cellular component: membrane; Golgi apparatus. The record is from RefSeq and is a predicted model, not a curated record. The transcript has a single exon. Bases 1 to 1545 code for a protein of 514 amino acids. Lineage: Eukaryota; Fungi; Ascomycota; Saccharomycetes; Saccharomycetales; Saccharomycetaceae.